CAGAAGAGCUCCUUCCGCAGUCUUGUCUUGUUUACAUGAUACCUCCUAGCUGAAGCACAGUCAGCGGCCAGUUCAGUGUUUUCUGAAAAUGACGGACGUGAAAGCAGAGAAUAUCAGCUCUAUCCCUAUCGACGGCUUCAGCAAUUUAAGAAUUACGUCAAUAUGGACGUUUCUCAUGUCUGUGCAGUGGUCGGAGCCAUGGCUUAUCGGGCUGGUGGUGUUUCAUAUUGUGUGUUUGUGUCUGACGGUGGUGACCUGCAAGUACUACAGAGCUCAGAUCUGUCACUUUCUGCUCAUGGUUGGCAUGGUGUAUAGUGCUGAAUAUCUAAAUGAGCUGGCAGCUAUGAACUGGAGGUCUUUUUCUAAUUUCCAGUACUUUGAUUCCAAGGGCAUGUUCAUAUCUUUGGUUUAUUCAAUUCCUCUUCUGCUCAACACAGUCAUCAUUGUGAUGGUGUGGGUGUACAGGACCUUUUCCACUAUGACUGAGCUGAAGACGCUCCAACUGAAGCGAAAGGCCCGCAGAGAGAAGAGAGAGAAAAACGACUGAUCUCUGUCCCCGUGUCCGUAAAUGGGCUUUACUAAGAGGGGCUUAGAAUCUCUCCUUUGCUAAUCCUGAAAUUUAAGAUGGAGGGCAGAUUCCUUCUUUGUGACUGUAAAAAGGAUUGUUCAUUGAUGUCAAGACGGGAUGUCUGUUUCUGGUUACGACUUUUGGAUGGGGCUGCUGAGAAUGCUGUGUGCUACAAGAUUUAUGAGGACCAAAGGACAGUUACAGUUUUGUAUUUAAAUGUUGUUUUAAAAUGUGUUAAAAUGUGUGAAAAAAAGAUAAAGCAUUUUUUGAAUUA
Molecule: messenger RNA, 842 nt
Organism: Lates calcarifer (barramundi perch)
Lineage: Eukaryota; Metazoa; Chordata; Actinopteri; Centropomidae
Gene: tmem18
Product: transmembrane protein 18
Exons: 5
Coding region: 89-547 (152 amino acids)
Cellular component (GO): nuclear membrane
Source: RefSeq, a predicted model, not a curated record